This is a messenger RNA of Rodentolepis nana, 501 nucleotides long. NCBI's taxonomy places the organism in Eukaryota, Metazoa, Platyhelminthes, Cestoda, Cyclophyllidea, Hymenolepididae. The record is from the annotation of a GenBank genome assembly.
AUGGGGAGGAGUUACCCUGCCGACACUCAGUCCCAACGAGCUUUGCAAGAAGUUUACGAAAAGGAGGAACUCGCGGCAAUUAAAUUCUUUCUUGCCCAUCACAAACCAGAUGAAGAGGUCACUAAGAAAUCAGCCACAGUUAAGGAGAUCUUUCAACUUGAAAUACCUCAAAAGUAUAUCAAACUUAUGGAUGAAAAGACACACAGAAAGAUAAAGAAACAAUCAGAGGCAACGACAAAAGAAUUACUGCCUUCCACUGAAGAGAUUCCUCUUAUGCGACCUCCUAGUUCUAGCAUCUACCUGAAACAACGACUGAAGUUGAAUCCAGAUGAAAGAUACGAGAUGCCAGUCACGUCAGCAAUGGAAUAUGGCUGGAAGUUAUUUGAAGUCUUCCCCAAAAGUGAAAUCACACACCCGCGUUAUGGAAGAAUUAGCACUAUUCAGAAGAGUUUCUUUCGUAAUGGUAGCAUCUCGCUGAAGAUGGGUGAAGACAUGCUUUGA